Engraulis encrasicolus (European anchovy) is the source of this 3903-nucleotide messenger RNA. Its product is annotated as collagen alpha-1(XI) chain-like. Gene Ontology annotation, biological process: extracellular matrix organization. Lineage: Eukaryota; Metazoa; Chordata; Actinopteri; Clupeiformes; Engraulidae. Gene Ontology annotation, cellular component: basement membrane. The coding region runs from base 475 to 3903 and encodes 1142 amino acids. The transcript has 46 exons. The record is from RefSeq and is a predicted model, not a curated record. Gene Ontology annotation, molecular function: extracellular matrix structural constituent conferring tensile strength.
AGGAGAGCAAGAGAGAAACAGGAGGCAAGGUGGGAGACGAGGAGUAGAGCGCCGAGAGAGAGAGAGAGAGAGAGAGAGAGAGAGAGAGAGAGAGAGAGAGAGAGAGAGAGAGAGAGAGAGAGAGAGAGAGAGAGAGAGAGAGAGAGAGAGAGAUUCUAAAUGUGGACUCCAGGUUUGCAGUCGCAUCUUAAAGGAUAGUCUAAUUCCGCACGCUCUCUUGCCUCUCUGUUUUCCUUUCUCGCGCAACCUCCGGCCAGGUCUGUGGACGCAAGGUGAGGUGUGAGUGGCGCACGUGCUCAUCGGCUGCUCCCGACCCGACGCACUGUCUGGCGCUAGCGCUCUCACAUCGGUCGCAGCGUUUCCCCCUCUCUCCACUCUUCCCUCUUCCCUCCUCCCCCCCGACCGACUUCUCAAUCGCCAGAAAGCCAGCCACUACAACUUGUGGGACCGUGCGUGCGUGACUCUUGAAACGAGAUGCACCCAGGCGCCAGGAUGGGGCGCAGAUGGACACCGCUACAUACGAUUUUCACCUGGCUGCUCGCGACACUAACGACCGCUCAUGCAGCAGAUCCCAUUGACAUGCUGAAGAUUUUGGACCUAUCAGAAACAAUGGAGGGCGUGUCGCUGGAGGCGGGGCUUUGCACAAGCAGGCAAGGCGCAGAGGAGCCAGAUCUCUCCUACAAGAUCGACAAGAAAAUCCAACUCAGCGUCCCCACCAAUCAGAUCUUCCCAGACGGCGUGUUCCCAGUCGACUUCACGGUGGCCGCGACGGUGCGAGCCAAGCGUGGUGCCCAGUGCUUCCUGUUGUCGGUCUACACCAGCGAGGGGGUGCAGCAGCUGGGCCUGGAGCUGGGCCGCUCCCCCGUCUUCCUGUACGAGGACCAGUACGGCCAGCCCACCCCCGAACACUACCCCACCUUCAAGCGCGUCAACCUGGCCGACGGGAAGUGGCAUCGGUUGGCCUACAGUGUCGAGGGUCAAACAGUCACACUCUACCUGGACUGUGAGAAGAUCGACACCCUUGACCUCCCCAGGGAUUAUGAACCAGUGGUCAGCACCGACGGCGUCACCGUGUUCGGCACCCGGCUACUGGACGAGGAAGUGUUCGAGGGGGAGAUUCAGCAGCUUCUGAUCAUCCCUGACCCUGCUGCCGCUGCUGACUACUGCCAGAACUUCAUCCCCGACUGUGAACUUGCCUCAACGUACACACUGUCACUGGACAAAGAGGAGAUAGAGACGCCGAGACGCAAGGCGGUGGUGGAGGAGUUUGAGGAGGAGUACCAUGGCAGCUACGAUGAGGACAUCGCCGUCUCCUCCGUUACCGUGGGACCCAACAUCACUGAAUAUGAGAUCAUCGAGUAUGGGGAGUAUGAGAACGUAACGGAGGAGUAUGAAGUGAAGGAGUAUGAAGUCUAUGAGGAAUAUGAUGAUGGCUACGGCCUGGUGGACAGAGGAUAUCCAGAGAUCUGGGAAGGGGAGGAAUCCUCCGUACCAGAGAAGGGACAAAAAGGAGAACCUGCAUUUUUCGGAGAGGGCUUCCUAAUUGAAGGACCCCAUGGGCCUAUCGGACCUGAGGGACCCCCAGGUGAGCAGGGCCCAACUGGAACCGUAGGGCCAAGAGGAGACCCAGGUGAACAGGGGCCUGAAGGAAGACAGGGGAUGGCUGGUGCAGACGGCAUACCUGGCCCUCCAGGCACCAUGCUGAUGUUACCGUUCCAGUUUGGAGGUGAUGCCCUUAAGGGUCCUCCUGUCUCUGCCCAGGAGGCCCAAGCACAGGCCAUCUUGCAGCAGACCAAGCUCUCCCUCAAGGGACCUCCAGGACCACUUGGCCUUAUGGGUCGACCCGGACCAUUGGGUUCACCAGGGCCCAGAGGCCUGAAGGGGACGAGUGGAGAAACGGGACCCACAGGUCCCCGUGGUAUGCCUGGUCCACCAGGUCUGAAUGGAAGAGCUGGGAAGAGGGGGCGUGCUGGUACUGAUGGUAGCCGAGGAGAGCCAGGGGAGACAGGAACAAAGGGUGACAGAGGCUUUGAUGGUUUACCUGGUCUCCCUGGUAACAAAGGCCAUAGGGGUGAGUCUGGUAAGAAGGGAGCGAUGGGACCAGUUGGACUUCCUGGAGAGAAGGGGUCAGAUGGUCAUUCGGGACCGAGGGGUCAGCCAGGAGACAUUGGUUCGCGGGGAAUGCCUGGGCCAAGGGGAAACGCUGGACCCCCUGGACAAUCUGGUAUCCGCGGCAUCGACGGAGUGCAGGGGUCAAAGGGGAACAUGGGUACUCCAGGAGACUCGGGAGCUCCAGGGCAACAAGGAAACCCAGGAUUUCUGGGUUUCCCCGGCCCCCAGGGACCCAUUGGACUACCAGGGGAUAAGGGACCACAUGGGAAAAAAGGGAUGAAGGGCCUGCCAGGCAUUGACGGACCUCCGGGUCACCCAGGGAGGGAGGGACCACCUGGAGAGAAAGGGCUUCCGGGCCCUUCUGGAGUUCAAGGCCCCGUUGGAUAUCCUGGGGCUCGUGGCGUGAAGGGAGCAGAUGGUCUUCGUGGCCUGAAGGGAAGCAAAGGGGAGAAGGGAGAAGAUGGUUUCCCUGGAACUAAAGGAGAGAUGGGAACAAAAGGAGACAUCGGUGACACUGGGGGUAAUGGGCCCCGUGGUGAGGACGGUCUGGAGGGCCCCAAAGGUCAGUCGGGCCCCCUGGGAGAGGCCGGCCCACUGGGAAUCGCUGGAGAGAAGGGUAAGCUGGGAGUUCCAGGGUUGCCAGGCUACCCAGGAAGACAGGGUCCCAAGGGAGGAGACGGUUUCCCCGGAGUGGUCGGCAUAGCUGGCGAGAAGGGCAAAAAAGGGCCACAAGGAUCACCAGGAAUUGCUGGACAAAGAGGGCCCAACGGCGCUCGUGGAGCCAGAGGAGCAAGAGGUCCAACAGGAAAGACAGGGUUAAAGGGGUCAUCUGGACAUGAUGGUCCACCAGGACCAACUGGAGAUAGAGGGCCCCAAGGACCUCAGGGAAGAAAUGGGGAGCCAGGACCAAAGGGUCCCAAUGGCCCCAAUGGUAAAGAUGGAUUACCAGGACACCCAGGCCAGCGGGGGGAGCCGGGCUUCCAAGGAAAGACAGGUCCUCCUGGGCCUGGAGGUGUGGUCGGACCACAGGGUAACUCAGGUGAAACUGGACCAAUGGGAGACCGGGGUCACCCGGGGUCACCUGGCCCACCUGGAGAGCAGGGCUUACCUGGCACGGCGGGCAAAGAAGGAGCCAAGGGUGACCCUGGCCUGCCAGGUACCUCAGGAAAGGCCGGCCCUGCUGGGCUACGAGGAUUCAGAGGCAGCCGAGGAGCUCCGGGAGCCAUGGGCCCCGGUGGAUUGAAAGGAGGAGAGGGACCAGUGGGUGUCUCUGGACCUAUGGGGGCGACAGGUGAGAGAGGUCCCCCUGGAAGGGUUGGUGCCAUUGGACAACCGGGACUCACCGGCUCCCUUGGAGGACCCGGACCAGCUGGAGAGAAGGGAGAACCAGGAGAGAAGGGUCCCAUCGGGCCGGCGGGACAGGACGGGGACCAGGGACCAGGGGGCCCACCAGGGGUAACCGGCCCAGCCGGACCUCCGGGAGAGGACGGAGACAAGGGGGAGGGCGGAGGACCGGGUCAAAAGGGAAGCAAAGGAGACAAAGGAGAAUCGGGUCCAGCAGGAGCGUAUGGUGGACAGGGGCCAGUAGGACAGCCUGGAUUACCUGGUGUGGAUGGUGCUGCAGGUGUGCCAGGCCAGAUGGGCAUGAGGGGCUCGAAGGGAGACGAGGGACUCAGAGGACACAAGGGCUCAUCUGGACCCGUAGGACUACAGGGAAUGCCAGGACCUCCAGGGGAGAAGGGAGAGAGUGGACACGCGGGACUGGCGGUGAGUAAUCUGAUGGUUUUGUAA